Cladophialophora carrionii CBS 160.54 is the source of this 420-nucleotide messenger RNA. RefSeq lists its product as uncharacterized. The transcript has a single exon. The record is from RefSeq and is a predicted model, not a curated record. NCBI's taxonomy places the organism in Eukaryota, Fungi, Ascomycota, Eurotiomycetes, Chaetothyriales, Herpotrichiellaceae. Bases 1 to 420 code for a protein of 139 amino acids.
AUGGCGACACACCCAGUAUUCUCGGUCUCGCACAAGGGGCUCCCCGCUUUCCAUGAAGCUAUCUACGUGGAGACGCAUGAAGAAGGAGGCUACCUAUACCACGUCGUCGGCGACAAUCUCUCGGGCUACCGGUACGAAACCAAGGCGACCAAUCGGCCGGAGAAAUCCAAAACCUUCUCGAAGAAGUAUUACAAGGGCACGGUGUCGCGGGACGAUCUCGCCACGCUGGAGGCGAUCUGCCGACAGGUCCCGCCGCCGUGUCACGAACUCAUUGGCGGCGUCAUCUUUGAGCGCGACUGUCGACAUUGGGUCUUUUCGGCGUUCGAAGUGCUGGAGAGGGAAAAGGUGCUGAAGCCGAAGCCCAAGAAGGGUGCCGGUGCGCAAAAGCCAGAUAUCUCCCAAAUUGUGGAUUGCGGAUGA